Molecule: messenger RNA, 1023 nt
Organism: Polychytrium aggregatum
Lineage: Eukaryota; Fungi; Chytridiomycota; Chytridiomycetes; Polychytriales
Exons: 1
Coding region: 219-926 (235 amino acids)
Source: RefSeq, a predicted model, not a curated record
CCGGCCGUCGGGAUAUUCCACCUGGCGAUUCCAUAUGCAGAGAUACCGCUUGUAGACUCGCUCCUCGCCAACGACGGGCAGCUCCUCGCGUGCCUCGAGCAUGGCUUUCUUGUCGAUCAUGGAGAGCAGCGACAUGGCAGUGUUGGGGGGGGGUCGAGAGACGAUAAGGGGAGCGGGAUGAGGAUUGCAGGGCGGCGGUGGCGGAUCAAUGCCGAGCAAUGACCAGGGUUGCUCUGGAUAUCGGGGGUGCAAGCGAGGGGAAGGCGGGCAGCCGCUCCCGCCAAAGAGGACAGAGCCAGUCCGCCGGGGCUCUCAAUCAGCGAAGAAUCCACCAAAUAACCCGUCGUUGCUGCCUCAAGCAUAUCGCCAUCAUGGGCCCCUCUCCAGGGCCGAGAUCCAGCAGGAACGAUCAGCACACACGGAUAUCGAGGGAACAGGUAUGUGUCUGCCCACCGUCCCUGCAUGCGACAUCCAUCGCACCAUCAUCACCCACUCCGCGUGGGAUUCGUGAUCUGCGACGAGUCCGGAAUUACCUCCACGAUGCCUCCCCAUGCAUCGACGAUCAGGCGGGCCGGAUCGCUUUGUGGCUGAACCCCCUGCACAACUUGACAAGUCGUCGCAGCAACAGCCAACCCAGACAAUCACACGGCAUGUCCGAACCUCGGGCGCUCCCACAGCGUUCUGCCAUGUACACCCGCCAGUACUGUUGUCCCAGGAUCGGCUGUCCACAAGAUGAUCGACGGCGCUUCCAUUCCGACAGCCCGAGGCAGACACCACAAAAACCCUCUCCAAGGGCUCGCCGUUGCUUCCUCACACCACUCUUUCUCUCGCUCUCGGCAUCGACCCUGGCUGCGUCUCGGGGCCACCCAAAGACCAAAGACCAAGCAGCGUCUGCCGAGUCGCAUCCAAGUUAUCAAAGGGUCUGAUCUCCAUUGACUUUCAUUGAACUCCAUCGAACUCCGUUGAUCUCCAUUGAUCGGACAACAGCCGUGCUUGCUUUUGUCUUCCUGUCAUCCAACAAAG